AUGACAUUCUUUUUUCCUUUCCUUUCUUAUUUGAAACUUCCGGAUUCGCAGAGGCAGUUUGAUACUUCUACGACUGCUGGAGACGAUUCGUGUCUUUCUUCCGAACUUGAUCUACUAAAUCCAAAAGUGACACAGUCUUGUCAUAAUUUGCGAUUUACGUGUGGAGGGAGAAAGAACGAAGAGAGCGAUCGAUUAAAUCUUCUUAAAUCGUCAUCCAGAUCAUCGUAUUGCUAUCGACAACCGGUUGUUAAUAGACAAAUCAUUGAAGCAAAAUUACUUACUAGAAAGGCUGACCAGAUCGCUACGUCGCAAUAUAUCUCAAAUAUUGGAUCUUCCGAAUCGUAUUUUCGUUUGAGAAAACAUGAGCCACAAGUAACUUUUGAAGAUAAACAUUCGAACGAGAGCGAAAGAUUUGAUCGUAAAUUCAACGAGAAACUUUGGCGCCUAAUGUAUUGUGCUGACAAUAGGAAGGAAAAUAGUACACCACGAAUUGUAAGGGUCAUUCGACAGAAUAGUAGGAAACUUGAUCCUAAGGUCGACCGAUCGACCACGUUCGAUCAACCGCGAGCUGAUAAUAGCAAAAACAGUGUCGUUGUGCUUUAUCACGGAAGAUCCAGCACUUCUCCGUCCGCUUCUUCGAAGGCUCUCGUUCGACUUUCCAAAUCCGAUCAAACGGUGAUAGAAAAAUUGCAACCGGAAGUAGCAAGAUCGAGAUCCGCAUCACCUGACAAGCCGAAGAUUAUAGAAACCCCGGAAAGUCUGUCUCCGAGAUAUCCUCUACGUCGACGAAGGACCACUUCCAGAAAAUAUCGUCGUGUAUCGAGACACAAACACCAUUCUUUUAAUGUAAAUAUUUAUCAGCCGAAUCCAGUGGAAAGAAUUGUGUCACCACUGCAGCGUCAUCACUGGACUGUGUCUAAAAGUCAGAUAAAAAUUGAUCCCAACUAUAACGAAUCUGGAUGUAUAGCCGAGCCUAAUACAGAUUGUUCUGUCAAGUUGCAAGAGAAGAAAAUUAUUGAUCACGCCAACGAGAACGCGAUCAAUCAAAAGUCACAGAGGUGCGUUGAAGAGAAGAGAAUUCGGAAGAAACAAUGCUCAGCGAUUAGAGCCGUUGCUUCGAAAUUUAUAGACCAUCGUCCAAAACAAGUGAAAGACGCGAAAAAUCAGAAGCAAUCGAUGCAAAAAAUACAGACAAAUUCCGAGGAGGCAAACGUAAAUUCUACAUUUAUCAGCGUAAACGAGGGUAACGAAUCGAGUCGCGUGUUUCCCUUUCAAGCUACACCCAGCGGUAAUCUUAAGAUCGUUCCGAAUCAGGUUGUUUUCGAGUCGAAGAAAUUUAGCGUUCUAGUUGCCGAUCCGCAACACACGAAGGUUAACGUUAAGGCUGAGCUUAAUCGAUCCGACGUUGGCACAUCCGUUUUCGAAUCUUCGACUCAGACGAGAUAUAUCGAUCUUCCGCCUGGCGUCACGCAAUCAACGAUCAAUAAGUUGCAGGCUCAGAAAAAGUUACCUUACAUCGAAGCAAAUUACAGGUCACGAACACAGCCAAGUGCGAAAUUUAAUGUAUCAAAAAUGGAAUCGCAACCAACGUCUUAUCAAUUACCUCUAAUGGAUGAAGUACCACUCGCCUCGCUAGGAUUUACGAAUGAGCAACCGAUCAAUUGGAAUAAUAUAAUUCUUCCCGAGAAAACCGAUUUAUAUCAGGAAUUAGCUAGACGUAUCACAAAUUACAAAAAUGCCGACUGCAUUGUCCGAAUAGAUCAGGAUGAGUUUUAUUGUCAUCUUCUUGUUUUACAAAGUUACAGUGCGUUUUUCGAUGCGGUAAAUUACAAGGAUCUGAAUUUAUCUAGUAGCAAGGUGACUUCCAAGGCGUUCAAUAUUAUUUAUGAUUGGAUGAUAAGUCCAAUCAACGAAAGUUAUCAUUUGUUACGAAGAGAUAACAUCUUAGAAGUUUUUAUGGCCGCGCAGUAUCUUGGUAUUAAAGAGUUAGAAGAACAAUGCUGGGCAUUCAUUGAUAAUGACGAGCUUUUUUCCGAGGAUACUGCCUUCUUAUUAUAUUUGGAAGCAAAAAAGAUCGGAAAUACCGCGGUAAUGGAAUUGAUGAUACCGAGGAUUAUGAAAUUUUUCUUGAUGCUCGUGAGCACAAAAGAUUUCUUAGAAUUGUCAGUGGAUGAACUGUGCUCCUUACUAAAAUCUAAUUAUAUUUGCGUUAAUAGCGAAAUAGAGGUUUUAAUGUCUGCCGUGAGAUGGUUGAUGCACGAUUGGAACGAAAGGAAGCAACAUAUGUUGGAAGUGCUCAAGUGUGUUAGAUUUGGGCUCAUAGCUCCUUGGCAAUUAGUAGAUGUCAAAAGAAAUCCUGAAAAUCCAGAAUUUAUGGAAUUGAUGGCUUAUCCUGAAGUGCAAAAAAUGGUGGACGAUGGUCUCGCGUUUGUUAUUAUAAAAUAUUGGUACGGUAAUCAAACAGAAAAUUACUAUCAUUGGAUCGAUUUACUUGGACUCAGCGAACCGAUUAAUCGCAAUUGGGCAGGACAAGACAAAAAUUAUGUUACGUAUCGCGAGUUUCUCUUAUAUCUCGAAGAAUAUCAAAAAUCAAACAUUUUGGAGUUAAAAGCGCGAAAUACACGAACGAUACCCACUCCUCCCAAUUCUCCUCCUAAAGAUAGUUCAUCGUUAUCGGAAAGAACACACGUGGAUUGCAAUCAAAACCAUUGUUGUGUAGAAUCGCAUCCUUUAGAACAAUAUACUACAACACAGAUUAAAACGCCGAAAAAAUACGUGUCAAAAGUCUCAACCUCAUCAGGCAUAGUGAUUUCACCAGAAGUAUUAACGGAAUGUUUCAAUAACAUGGGUAGAAAUAAUAAUAUAAGAGCAAACAAAGCGCAUGGUGAUGGAAAUAGAAACAGUAUAUCUGUCGUUGAAGAUUCAAGGUGUCUUGCAGGAGAUAAAUUACGAGGAAAAUCUUUAGAUUUCUUAAAGAAUGAAAAACACACGUACAAAUAUCAUCAGCGCGAGAUUUCAAUGCCAAAGUACGAAGGACAGGAGAAGAAUGUUUCGGAUGUUUAUAGUCGUAAGCAAUGGGAACAAAAUGCAACAUUAUACGCAAAGAAAUUGCAAAAAUGUAUGAAAAAAUUAAACUAUGCUGAGGAUUGUGCGGAUUCAGUCAAAUCUGAAGAAGAAGCGGCUACUAUGAUACAAGCUACGUACAGAGGAUAUAAAGUUCGAAGAAAAUUUGACGAAAUUAAAAAAUUAUCUGCGGGGAAAAAGCAAAACGCUCAAAAAGUGGCUGAGCUGUUAUCUGUGUCGACGAGUCAACCUGGCUGGCAACUUCAUAAAUCAUUAAAUCUAGUCAAAAUGUGUAACAGUGUUACGAAUCAAAACAAAAAUGCAUUACAUUAUAUUUAAAAUGCAAAUAUUGAUUGCGCGUGUAAUGUAACAAAUGUUAAACAAUAGACAUUACAUCAAAUUGUUAA
Messenger RNA from Nylanderia fulva, 3470 nucleotides. RefSeq lists its product as uncharacterized. Gene Ontology annotation, molecular function: protein binding. Lineage: Eukaryota; Metazoa; Arthropoda; Insecta; Hymenoptera; Formicidae. The record is from RefSeq and is a predicted model, not a curated record.